Messenger RNA from Glycine soja, 2290 nucleotides. RefSeq names its product calcium-dependent protein kinase 28-like. The coding region runs from base 55 to 1647 and encodes 530 amino acids. Gene Ontology annotation, biological process: protein autophosphorylation; intracellular signal transduction; peptidyl-serine phosphorylation. Gene Ontology annotation, cellular component: nucleus; cytoplasm. The transcript is spliced from 13 exons. Lineage: Eukaryota; Viridiplantae; Streptophyta; Magnoliopsida; Fabales; Fabaceae. The record is from RefSeq and is a predicted model, not a curated record. Gene Ontology annotation, molecular function: calmodulin binding; calcium/calmodulin-dependent protein kinase activity; ATP binding.
CAUUAUUCGUGUUUUAGUUUUGCAUCUUUGAGGCGUUUUCGACCCUCUCCGACCAUGGGAGCCUGCUUUUCCGCCACCAAAGUAAGCGGCUCGAACGGCAAUGGCGUCAACGUCAACAAAAAGCGCAGGGGGACCACGAAGAAGCCGAAAUCAGAGACGGCGAAGGCGAAUCCCCAACGGCACAAGGCGGCAAGUUCGCGCCACGUGCCGUGCGGGAAGCGCACCGAUUUCGGUUACAAGAAGGAUUUCAAUCAGCGUUACUCGCUCGGAAAAUUGCUCGGACACGGCCAAUUUGGUUACACUUACGUUGGAAUUGACAAAGCCAAUGGCGAUCGCGUCGCCGUUAAGAGGCUUGAGAAGAGUAAGAUGGUUCUGCCUAUUGCCGUUGAGGAUGUUAAGCGAGAGGUCAAGAUAUUGAAAGCACUUACCGGCCAUGAGAAUGUGGUUCAGUUCUAUAAUGCUUUUGAAGAUGAUUCUUAUGUGUUCAUAGUUAUGGAGUUGUGCGAGGGUGGAGAACUGCUAGAUCGGAUAUUGGCCAAGAAGGACGGUCGUUAUACUGAAAAAGACUCAGCGGUGGUUGUAAGGCAGAUGCUCAAGGUUGCAGCUGAGUGUCAUUUACAUGGUUUGGUACACCGGGAUAUGAAACCAGAGAAUUUUCUUUUUAAAUCAAUCAAAGAAGAUUCACCUUUAAAGGCCACAGAUUUUGGUUUGUCAGAUUUCAUAAAACCUGGAAAAAAGUUUCAUGAUAUUGUUGGCAGUGCUUACUAUGUUGCACCUGAAGUGUUAAAACGCAAGUCAGGUCCUCAAUCAGAUGUGUGGAGUAUUGGUGUUAUUACAUACAUAUUGUUGUGUGGAAGACGCCCAUUUUGGGAUAAGACUGAGGAUGGUAUCUUCAAGGAGGUCUUACGUAAGAAGCCUGAUUUUCAUCGGAAACCAUGGCCAACUAUUAGUAAUGCCGCAAAAGAUUUUUUGAAAAGAUUACUAGUAAAGGAUCCUCGGGCGAGAUUAACUGCGGCUCAAGGUUUAUCACAUCCAUGGGUUAGAGAAGGAGGUGAAGCAUUGGAGAUUCCUAUUGAUAUAUCUGUCCUCAGCAACAUGCGGCAGUUUGUGAAAUAUAGUCGAAUGAAACAAUUUGCACUGAGGACAUUGGCUAGCACACUUAAUGAAGAAGAGUUGGCUGAUAUAAAAGAUCAAUUUGAUGCUAUAGAUGUGGACAAAAAUGGUUCUAUUAGCCUGGAAGAGAUGAGACAGGCUCUUGCCAAAGAUCUUCCUUGGAAAUUGAAAGAAUCACGUGUACUAGAGAUAUUGCAAGCGAUAGACAGCAACACUGAUGGCCUAGUGGAUUUCCGGGAGUUUGUAGCGGCUACAUUACACGUGCAUCAACUGGAGGAAGACUCUGACAAGUGGCAGCAACUGUCACAGGCUGCUUUUGAGAAAUUUGACAUAGAUAAAGAUGGCUAUAUUACUACGGAAGAACUUAGAAUGCAUACAUGCUUGAGAGGCUCCGUUGAUCCUUUGCUAGAGGAAGCUGAUAUUGACAAAGAUGGAAAAAUAAGCCUACCAGAGUUUCGUAGACUCCUAAGAACUGCAAGCAUGAGUUCUAAAAAUGUUUCAAGCCCAUCUGUUCAUCGGCGGCGGAGAUUCUAGAUUAGAGGUGCUUCAGAGGCUGAGAUAAGUUUGGAGAUACGAGUGGUGGAGUUCCUCUAUAAGUAUCUUAUUGUGUGAUUGUGCUGAGUCUCUUAAGACUAUCUUCUAUUAUGCAGAUUUUAGCCACUCAUCCAUGCUGACAAUCUAUGAAACUCAAAACUCCAGUUUUUGACUGUGGUAAUCCCCUGCACGGGGAUUAUGUCCUCAAUGUCACGAGGACUACAUCAAGAGGUGUUUGGUAGAGUUUAUGUAGACCCUGCAUGGACUGGUUUCAGUUCUCUUUGAAGAGUGGGGGACAUGGCAACUAUGUGAUUGUGGAUUGAUGACUUAAGGGAGCGGUUGAUGGCUUUGAUGAUUUGCAUUGGAGGUCACUCGUGGGUAUGUGCUCUUGCUGAGAAUGAUAUGAUAGGUUUUUAUUUGUAAUAGCAAUUGAAGCGAGAAGUGGCUAGGACGAAUGAUGCAUUUUUCAUGCAUCAAGGCUUUCUUAUUAUGGAAAAUUCAUUUCUGAAAAGUAUAGGAGUAUGCAUUAAGGAACAUGAGUUUUCUCACGAAAUUGAAUAACAGGAGCGUCACAUAAAAAACAUUAUUAGACUUUUAGUAUAAUUAAUAAAUCCCAAAAACCAUCAUGACGAGUCUCUGCAUA